Schistocerca cancellata (South American locust) is the source of this 6609-nucleotide messenger RNA. RefSeq names its product disks large homolog 5-like. Gene Ontology annotation, molecular function: protein binding. The record is from RefSeq and is a predicted model, not a curated record. Lineage: Eukaryota; Metazoa; Arthropoda; Insecta; Orthoptera; Acrididae.
AAUUACUUGACAGUCACGCAAAAAAAGUAUACUUAUUAGUAUCAUGAAAUGAGGCUAAUCAGAAAAUAGUAAUGUUUAAUCGACAGGUGAUAUUUUCAAGCUUUUACAACCGUAAACGUAGAAGUCACACACAUAAAGGACACAAAAUGAGGCAGAGAGAAAGAUAGUUUGACACUAAUUUCGGCAAGAUCUAAACAUGGCUUCGGGUGGCUCAUCAUUAGACAGUACAGGGAGCAAUGGAACGCUGUCCAGAAGCUAUACAGUGUCCAAUAAUGACAGAAGUAACUCAUCUGGGGUUGCCUCUGUAAGAGACUAUGAUGGCCUUAAGCAACAAUGUGACAAAGCGAUGCAUGAACUCCAACUACUCAGGAGGCAACACAGUGAAACUAUACGAAGAUGUGAUCACACAAUGAAAGAACUCGAAUACUACAGGGGUCAACAUUUGGCAGCAAUGAAUCAGCUGGAAGCUGCUGCUCAAGAGUCUUCAACUCUAAGGCAUAAAUACAGUGAUCUGGCAGCAGAGAAACAACGUUUAGAUAGAGAAGUACAGAACUUACAGAAGGAAGUAACGGAACUUCGAUGUCAGCAACAGGAGGUGAUAGUGAGUGAGGGUGGUACAAAUGAUAGCUUAAAUCAGCAGUAUUUCAAUGCACUGAGGAAGUACGAGGCUGUGAAGGAUGAGUAUGAUGCCUUGAGAAAGCGAUAUGAUGAUUUGCUCUCCUCCCAUUCUACUGCUGUGAGCAAGCUAGAACUGGCACAGGAAGAAGUUGGAAGGUUUAAAAAGCAGUAUGAAGAAGUUGUGCAAGAAAGAAAUGCUGCUGUUCGAGAAAGAAAUGGUCUAAAACAACAAUGUACAGCAGCAAUCCGUCAAUGGGAUAUGGCUCUCAGGGAGAGAAACGAAUAUCGAGAGGCUCUUGCUAAGGUUCAGCAACAACAUGAGGAGGCUGUGAAGGAAAUUAACCAAGCCAUGGCUGUUCGAAUGAAGGCAAGUAAAGACCUGAAAAGACUCACAGAAGAGCGGAAUGCUGCUAUGCAGGAGUAUUCUCUCAUCAUGAGUGAACGAGACACUGUUCAUAAAGAAAUGGAAAAGCUGUCUGAAGACCUUACAGAAGCCUUUAAGAAGUACAAGACCCUUGAAGGAGAAAACAAGGAAUGUAUGGAAAAGAAAAAGGCCUUGUCAUACCAAGUUGAAACACUGAAAAGAGAAAUUGCGUCAGCCUUGCAUGACAGGGAUAGAGCACUGAAGGAAUGUAAUGAUCUCAGAGAAAAGUUCGGUGGGUAUACUGUAAAAGAUGAUUCAAACAGAGAAGGUUACAAAAGCAGGCUGGAAUAUCAUACAUACAGUCGAGAAAGGGACAAUACUAGAAAGGACCAAGCAGAAGUGUCAACGAGCACAAGGGACAUGUAUGGGAAAUCCCAAAAAGAAAGAAUGGAUAACCUAGAUCAAGCAAAUAUAGAAAUUGAUAGACUGCGCAAGCAGAUCGAUAAACUGCAAGCUGAACUUCAAGAGGCUACUCAAGAGGCUGAAGUGUCAAAACGGCGUCGGGACUGGGCCUUCAGUGAAAGGGAUAAGAUAGUAUUGGAAAGAGAGAGCAUAAGGACACUCUGUGACCGACUGAGAAAGGAGAGGGAUAGAGCAGUCUCUGAUCUGGCAGAGGCAUUGAGGGACUCUGACGACAUUAAAAAGCAGAGGAAUGAGGCUUCCAAGGAGUUGAAAGACUUGAAAGAGAAAAUGGAAGCAGAACAGGAGAAGGAAACAAGAAUGCAACAGUUCCAUGCAAUGGGCCAUAAUCAUAGUCAUGAUUCUGCAAUUGAUGCUGACAUGCAAGAGUGGGAAACUGAGAUAUUGGACAUUGAUCUGAGUGGUUUGGCCUCUGAUGAUGAUCUUGGAUUUGAUCUCGUUGGUGGUAGAGAUGAUCCCCAGUACCCAAAUGACAGUGGAAUAUAUGUAUCAUCAAUCACAAAAGGCUCAGUGGCAGAUGGCAAGCUGAAAGUACAUGACUGUAUCAGUCGUGUUAAUAACUUGGACUGCAGCAAUGUAAGCAAGCGUAUGGUGGUUGAGACAGUACGCUCAAGUGGUGGCAUUGCCAGCAUGGUGGUGCGGCGAAGACGAAUUGGGGGCCGCUGUCUGUACACAACACAGUUGCAGUUGAAUAUGACAGACCAUGGCCUCAUGUUGGAAACUGGUAUUUACAUAUGCAAAAUUACACCCGGCUCUGUAGCAGCAAAAGAGGGAAACUUAGCUGUUGGAGACAGAGUGCUCAGUAUUAAUAACAAGACAAUGGAUGGCUUUAAAAGUGCUCUUGAAGCGAUGGCCAUAUUGGAUGAGCCUACAGAUAUCAUCACCAUAACAACAUUGAAGGCCUUAUCAUCUGUGAAUUGUUCUCACUCAUGUGGUCACAUGCUGAGUAUUGAAGAAGAGAGAGGGUAUUUUGGUUCAUCUAAUUCAUCAUCCAGAGCAUUAAAGGAAUCCCCCAGUAAUGCACAGAAGAUGGUAAAUCGCUGUUGCCAGACUGAAGGAGAAAAACUUUAUGUGACAAAUCCAUCUCAGGGUGAAGAUUUUGUGUCAGACAGGAGGUAUAUAAAUACUACUUUUGGGAUAGGAGAGAAAGCUGUGUACAAGGUGACUCCUUCUCCUGUGGAGAAAGGAGGAAAUUCUAGGGCUUGGGAUAUGGUACGAGAAACUAUUGACAUGGUCAGAGGCCGAAAACAUGCCAAAGACAGGAAUCACGACUUGCCUGAAGAGAAAAAGCAUCGCCAGAAUCAGUCCCCCAAUACUUUUGAGCGAGAGCAAGAUGAUGCACUGGCAGAACUGGAUUCUGUCAUUGAAAGUUACCACGGAAAGCCAGUGACAUUAAAACGUAGCAGGCGACGUGCGGGUAAAGAGGCUGAACGUAAUGGAGGAACUUGGCCAAAAGCUCGAAAUGGCCCCAUUAUUGAGCAUACCACAGGCACUAUUCUCCAUCCUCGAAGACAUAAAGAAAGGUUACCUCUCGCUGCACUGUUGAAUGAUCCACCAAAAUACUGUUGUCCACCAGCAGACACCUCCCAUGAAAGGACAGCCUCUUGCACUGCUGGUUCUUCCAAUUACAAAGCAAAUUCUCCUGACAAUGCAAAUAUUCACUACAGUAAAUCAAGUCAGCUGCUUUCAGGUCAGAAAUCAUUUACUCCUGCUCCAUUUAAGGAGCUACUCUGUGAAAAAAAUGAUAGGAUUAGGGGACCAUCAGAUGCUAGCAUUGAUUUGUCUGUGAAAUCUGGGAAUGUGGGGAAAGAGGUGAUGGAAUAUUAUGUGAAGAAGAAAAAGUAUCCACCAAGUGACAGUGAAGAUUCCCACAGCCGUAUACAUUCCCAGUUGUAUGGUGCUGUUAGGUCAUAUCCGUUUAACCCGUAUCCAGUUGCACAUCAUCAUCCACAUCCCCAUACAGAAUCAACUGCCAACAGAUACCCAUCUCCAACAUUGCUUCCUUCAUCACAGAGUGGUGAAUCUAUUGGAAUGACAGAUAUGAGAUCAUAUUGCUUUGAACCUUCAUAUGCUCCACCAUCGCAGGGUUUUCAUCACACUCACUCUCCAUCUGUAGAUCUUCCUUAUAAACCACGACCAGUAUUGCCAGCUCAUUCACAUCCAGGAUAUAGAGGGAAUGAUGACAUGAACAUUGGCUAUUCGUGCUGUGAGGGUGGAACAUUCCCACGGAAAAAAGAAAAUCAGAGAAUACGAAUCCCAUCAAACCCCAGUGUGACAAGCAAAAGCAGUGCAGGAAAAGUAUCAACUGGCAGCAUUGAAAGAGCUUCAGACAGAGGCAGUCCGAUGCCGACAUUUCUGGUAGAAGUCUUGAGUCCUGGUCAUAGAGAAAACAAGAGAAAUUCUUUGCCUGACUAUUGUUAUUCACGGAAACCUGCACCUGGAGAAUUGAGAAGAGUGCACAUAGAUAAAUCAGCUGAACCGUUAGGAAUUCAGAUUUCCUGUUUAGAAAGUGGCGGUGUGUUUGUAUCUACUGUGAGUGAGCAUAGCCUGGCUUCACAAGUUGGUUUGCAGGUUGGAGACCAGUUGCUUGAGGUGUGUGGCAUAAAUAUGCGGAGUGCCACAUACCAGUUAGCAGCUAGUGUUCUUCGGCAGUGUGGAAACUCUAUUACUAUGCUGGUGCAGUACAGUCCAGACAAGUACCACGAGCUAGAGGGAUCGGUAAGUUCUAGUAGUGAUGAGAGUCCAUCCCAUUCUGGCUCGCCUACACCAUGCAAUUCUCCUGACACAACCCGUAAGCCUACACCAUUGCAGUUGGGGGAAUUGCCACCAUCUGCAAUCUGUAAUCUCCGUAGUGGUACGACACCAUCAGGUCAUGGGACCCUAACCAGAAGCAAAAUUGCCCAAGCUGUUUCAUCUCUCACACGUCAGAAUGCUACCACCAGAAGCCCAGAUGAUGCAAAUAAGAUUCCGGUUCGUGAACCUCGGUAUCUUUUUCUUGAAACAAGAAAAAGCAGUCACUUGGGUGUGAGUUUGGUGGGUGGAAAUGCUGUUGGCAUCUUUGUUCAUGGUGUGCAGCCAGAUUCUGUGGCCCAUAAUGCUGGUUUACGGACUGGUGACCAAAUUUUAGAAUAUAAUGGCACUGACCUUCAGCAUGCAACAGCAGAGGAAGCUGCAUAUGAACUGGCCAAACCAGCUGAUAAGGUCACCAUCCUUGCUCAAUACAACAUUGACAGAUACAAUGAAAUAAGAGACAAACCUGGUGACAGCUUUUAUAUACGAGCCAUGUUUGAUCGGAUGGGAGACAUGGGAGAUCAACAUCAGUUGCAGUUCCACAAAGAUGAUGUGCUUUAUGUUGAUAAUACAAUGUUCAAUGGUGUUCCUGGCCAUUGGCGAGCUUGGUUUGUUGGUGAAGAUGGCCACAUGCAGCAGUGUGGCAUUAUUCCCAGUAAAUACAAAGUAGAUGAAGAAUUACUUCUUCGACGCAGUGUUGGUGACUUGGAGGGUGAUGCCAGACGUGGUACAACAUCUGCUCGGCGGAGUUUUUUCCGCCGUAAAAAGCAUCAGCGAAGCUCAUCUCGUGACUCUAAAGAGCUUGCUAGCUUCUCCAACAUUAAUUUGGGAUGGUAUAGUGACUCUGGAACUCUGAAUGAGGAAGUAGCUCUUUGUUCAUAUCAGCGGGUCGAGAGGCUAGAUUAUCCUGUGUUCAGACCAGUGCUGAUAAUGGGACCUCUUGCUGACUGCGUUAUGGAGAAGCUUAUUCAAGAUUUUCCAGAUAAAUUUACUCGUUGUAUUCCAGAAGUGAUGCAAUGUCCACAGUCAGUAAUGGAAAAAGGAAUAGCAGAAAAUUUAUUUGUGGACUACAGAAAGAAGGGCAGCUAUUUUGAAUGUACAUCUGUUAAUGCUGUGAAAGAAAUAUGUGAUAAGAAUACCCAUUGUAUUCUUGACAUAAGCUUGACUUCAGUGGAGAGACUUCAUCGCCACCAAAUAUACCCCAUUGUUCUAUUAAUAAAAUUCAAAUCAACAAAACAGAUCAAGGAGGUCAAAGAUACUAGGUAUCCAAUGGAAAAGGUUUCAGCAAAAGCAGCGAAAGAAAUGUAUGAACAUGCUUUGAAACUGGAAGUCGAGUAUCGACAUCUUAUCUCAGCUGUGAUUCCAGCUGGUGUGAAUGUGGCCUACAUGUGCACACAGAUCAAGGCAGCAGUGGAUCAAGAACAGAAUAAGACGCUGUGGGUUCCUUGUGGAACAUUGUAGAUCUGUGCUUGUCAGAUAUUGAGAACUGUUACUGAUGAUGUUCCCUUACGGAAUUUUUAUCUAGAAUAACAGUCAGAUUCUGACAUGAACAUUGUGUUAGUAUUUAUUGUUUAAUAAUAAUAAAUAGGACUCAAUAACAUUGAGUCGUAUUAUAAAAACUGUUACCAGUUCUCUUUGAAUUCUCAUGGAUGUGUAGAAGUGAUUUUAUCAUAAAGGACGUAGUAAUUUCAGAUAAAUGCUCUACAAUAAGAAUAAAUUAAGGGUAGAGGAGUAUUAACAGUUUCAUGUCUGUCAUUUGUUUGUGUUGCCAUGAACAUCUGUAUCCUGGUUGCUUUACAUUUCUGCAUUUUUGCCUAUCUGUGGGAUGUUAACCUGGUGGUGUCAAACUACCACAAAUGCUCUUCUAUAAUUUGCCCUGUCAUUAUUCUUGCUCUUUGUUUCCCUUUUAUUGCAUUAGUGUAUAUAAUUAGACAAAUUUCACAUCACGAAUUGAAGAUGUGUGUCACAUUAAUGUUAUCAGUUGUUAUUAUUAAUCCCAACAGCCUCCAAAUGAUCCACCUCCAUUAUUUUUGGUGAAGAAUACUCAUCUAGAUUUCAGUGACAGGGUAACAAAUGAAGAUUACUUUGAGACAGAUUGUGCCCAGUUGGACAUUUAGUUCAGUAAUCAACAUUUUUGGGCACUAAAUGUCUGUAGCUUCUGUAGCUGUAUUAUUCAUGGAUAAUUGUUAUUGAUGUACCAUAUUCAGUAACAUUUAAUAUUGUCUGCAGUGUAUGAAGCUUUAAUGCAUCAUAAAUUUUUGGCUUUCAAUCAGUAACUGCAAUAAUUUAAUACCUGUGUGGUCAAAAUUCUGUGAAAGAUGUCUAGAUCCAGAGGUUCUCCCAAAAAAAAAAAACAA